Molecule: messenger RNA, 4854 nt
Organism: Peromyscus californicus insignis
Lineage: Eukaryota; Metazoa; Chordata; Mammalia; Rodentia; Cricetidae
Gene: Cep68
Product: centrosomal protein 68
Exons: 7
Coding region: 168-2363 (731 amino acids)
Source: RefSeq, a predicted model, not a curated record
CGGGCGCUCGGUCUUUCCUCCCGCUAGAGCGCGGGCGCCCCCGGGAGGCUGGCAGGCGCCGCCUGGGACCCCGGCCCAACUCCCCGGGCCUCUCGGGACGCGCGACGGUUCGGUUCGAAGUGAGGUUCCUGAAGGCUUCAAGGAAAAGCCAAUUUAGGGAAGGCUCCAUGGCCCUAGGUGAAGAUGUGGCCGAGGCAGACGCAUCUGUCAACACGAAGGUCCCAUCCUGUGGCAGGUGGAACUCCGGGGAACAGGAGCUGCUGCCCCCAGGACUUGAGCCACAGCAGCCCCUGCAUCUGGAAGUCAAGGGAGGGCCGCCGUGGAGGGCUGAGGCUGAUACCUGCUGCGUCUCUGGAGUUUUCUGGUCACAGGCCCACACUGCCAGCGGAGAACCGGUGGCACAUAGGUCUGAGCCUGCCCUCAGUGGCCCACUUCCUUCUGCCAGCAUGGAGACUGGAGACUUUCAUCUCUCCGGAGGAAGCCACAUGGAGGAAAACAAGCUUCCUGCCUCCCAGGACCUACUUCAGAGGGUUAAAGUCCUUGGAACUAUAACUGUUUGCUCAGGGCAUGAUGCGGACCGAGAAGACGACCUGUCCCCAGUUGAUUCACCUCAGGUGCUGGGCCUCAGCCAGCAGCUUCACAUCUCACAGGGGAAGUCCAUGGAGAGCCCAGGUGCUCCUCAGCUCUCUGGCAGAAGCAUCUCUGCCUCCUCAAUGGGCACCAGCCUCCAGGAUCACCAAGAGAAGGCAGAGCCUCAAAGUAGCGCCUUUGCCAAGGUCUCCUCUCAGGAGUUGAUUGUACCUCAAGGAGCCCCCUCUGUGGUGGGGACAGGGCCUCAGCCCCUGUGGUCACCACAGCCUGUGCCUCCUGGGGGUGAUGCUACUGGCCUGGGUAAGAGACAACUCUCCUUUCAGACAGAGUACUGGGCCUGUGUGCUGCCAAAUUCUCUGCCUCCCUCUCCUAACCGCCACUCCCCACUCUGGAACCCAAAUAAAGAGUAUGAAGAUCUCCUUGACUACACUUACCCACUGAGGCCUGGGCCUCAGCUCCCAAAGCAACUGGAGCGUCAUGUGCUGGCUGACCCUGUCAUGCAGGACUCGGGUGUAGAUCUGGACAGUUUUUCUGUCUCCCCAGCGAGCACUCUCAAGUCUCCCACUAAUGUCUCCCACAACUGCUUAUCAGCAGAAGGACCUGCUCUGCCCUUUUCUGGAGCCAAGGACCCAUGCCUUAAGCGUUGGCCUUUGGGAGUAUCCCAGAAACAGGACAGCAUAAGCCUGGCAUCUUGGAACCAGCAUGCAUCAACCCCUAGAGCCUCAGGCACUGAGAAUGCUUCCUGGGAGAAGAGAGAGGCAGCCCGGAGGGACACAAAGGACUCUCCACCUACAGGCAAGAAACUCAGUGUGGGCUCUCCCCAGCUGAGGAAAAAGGAGAGGGGGUUACCCUUUCCCAGACUACAAAGGGAGAAGAGAGCCUGCCAGAAUGUUGGGCAUCCCUCCCGUGUGAAGCCUGGGUGGACAUCAGAAGAAGAGAUGGGAAGUGAUGAUGAGUACCUUGCCCUGCCCACCAGGCUGACUCCGGUGUCUAGUUUGGUGUCCAGCUUAGGUGCCAUUCCCACCUUCGUGAGCCUCCCCACUGGGGCUGCUGAGGAGCACAGUUCACUGGAAGUCUCAGACAGUGAUGGGCCAGUGUCCCCCACAUUGGACUCCAGCCAAAGGCAGCAUCCUUGUGGUGCUGCCUUCCAAGGGCCUGUGGUCCAGAACCCCUGCUUCGUGAACUCUGUCCAUCCUGAGGACUCCACAGGCAAACGUCGCAUGAUGAGCAGCCAGGCCCUCGGGGUCUCUUCUGGACUGCUGAAAACGCAACCCUCCUUGCUAGCUGCAUCAGACAGGUGGCUGUUCUCAGGGCCAGUCGCUGGAGAGAAGCUUCCCCGGAACACAGGGCAGGAGAAAGCAUCACUGGUGCAAUGUGUGCAGACAUUUUGCUGUCAGCUGGAAGAGCUGAUCUGCUGGUUGUAUAGUGUCACAGAAGUUGCUGACCUCAAUCCUCCACCCAGGGCCACUCUUACGGGUCUCAAGGCUUCUCUGCAGCUUUACCGGCAAUUUAAGAAAGAUAUAGACAAACAUCAGUCCCUGACAGAAAGUGUCCUGGAGAAGGGAGAGACUCUUCUUCAGUGCCUGACGGAUAACACCCCAGUUUUAAAGGAUGUCCUCGGGAGGAUCGCAAAGCAGUCUGGUGAGCUGGAGAGCCAGGCGGAUCACCUUUAUGACUCAAUCUUAGCCUCUUUGGACAUGCUGGCUGGCUGCACCCUCAUCCCUGACAACAGACCAACAGCAGCUAAAGAACACCCGCGUGAAGGACUUUAACUCGCCUGCCUGUAACCCUGGCUGCCUUCUCUUUCAGGCAUAUCCCGGGCGGAGAUGGAGUCAUCAGCCAAGUGGGCUCUUGGGAAGAAAACUCAAAAACUCGGAAGAGCCGUUCAACCGUGAAGGCAGGGGAGAGACUCAACUUUAACGUACUUGCUUUAAGAUGCCUUUUCCAUCUCUGAAGGUUCUUGAGUUACUGUUCUCAUUACAGUGAAUCCCUCCAAACUAAGGCUUUUCCUUUUGGUGCUUCUCUACCAAAAAUACAUGGCUUUACGGUGUUGAUAAAAUACUAGGAUUUGCGGGUCUCAUGUACCCCCUUCUGUUCAAAAAUCAGCAGUUAAAACAUGUUGAGGUUCCAAGUACUUGGAAUGGAUUCUCAGGUGUACAAGGGGAUGUUGGGUCUAAGAGUGAGGAAGUGGGUGAUCAAACCUUGGAUCUUCAUCAAGUGCAGACUGGAAUUUUGUACAUUCUGAAGAUUCUCAGCUAGCAGACAUGUUAGCCUUUAAUCUGCCACAGAGACACUCAAGUCAGUAGACCCUCUACAGAGCCCUUUGGACAACAUGACAGCAGGGGCCAUCUUUAGUGGUUAGGCUCUACCUUCUUCCUUAACUAUUGUACGAAAAUGCAUCAGAGAGCUGGAGGCUGGUGUCAUGCUUCUGGAAGGGAACGAAGCAAAUGGUCAAGCUUUUGCUUACCUCUGGGGCACUCGGUCGGUCCUCUGCUCCACUUUCCCCUGGAAGACUAGACAGAGGAAAGGGAUGGCUACAGCCACUGUCUGUCCUUCCAGACAUUAGAGCAGCCUGUGCUGAUGAGAAAAGAGGAAGUCUUUGUUUCUUGGGAGUCAACCGGUAGUCUAGCCUUGUCGGGGGAAAAAAAAUCCAUGGAUCAGUAGUUCAAAGCAUCAGUUGCAACUUUUGAAGCAGAGUGAUUAUAUUGCUGGUUACCACAAAUUCCACAAAGUAUCAAAGAUGGGUUUUUCAGCUUAAAAACAAAAACAAAAAGAUUUUAAAAGAUUAGCUCCUUAGACAGAUAUGGUGGUGCAGACUUCAAUCCUAGCCCUUGGAAGGAUCUUUUGAGGCCAGCCCGGUCUGUAUUAGAGUUUCAGGCUGGCCAGGGCUAUAGAAUGAGAAAAAGAUUACUACUUGGUAAGCUAUACAUACAUGAAGUACAGUGUUUUCACAUGCCUGCUGCCCAGCUACACAGUAUGGCUUAUGGUUAAUGUUUAUGGGCAAGACCCAAAUUAAACUGUUCUGAUUCUGCCAUCUGAGUCAAGCUUAGUUCCUACAUUGUACAUGGUGAAUAACGUGCUUUCAAAAGGCAAAAGGGAAUGCUUUUCUAGCUAUUGAGAAUUGGUUAAAAAUCAGUACACUAACUAUUUGAUGUGGCUUUAAGUUGCCUUCCCAUCAGUAUGUUAGAGCAGCCCUCAGAAAGUAAGCCCAUUUAACAGGCCUGAAAGUCAGUGAGCAUGAAACCUGAGGAUGGCAGGACCUACAGAACAGAGGUGCCCGCUGGAUGCAGUGAGGUGCUCCUGUUCUCGUCAGUGUAAUUAGUCAGCUCAACUGACAUGUUCAUUUUGGAAUACACAGUUUCCCAACAAAGCACUACCUUGCCUGAAGAUGGUCUAUGCAUUUGUUCAUCCUCUUUGUAACAAAAAGAUACUUUUUUUGUAACUAAAAGGUGCAAACUCUGACCUUGGCUGUGAAUGCCACUUAGGAAUAUCAACACAAUUGUUAAUUAUAUCUUCUGCUGUGUGUUAAGAACUUUUGAGCUGAAAUUGUCUCAGCGUAGGAUGAUGCCAUCAUUUCCAUGUGCAAAUGUGGCCAGGGUAGAUUGACAUGACCAUGAUAGGAUUUAUAAAUGGUCCCAUAAAGUUCAUUUGCGUUCACAAUAAAGUAGCAUUUCAACGCAGGGUUCUUGAGGGUCUACAGCUAACCUCCAGCACAAAACAGAGGCUUCAAAGACAGGGCUGUUCUUAAACAGAGCCCAAAAGAGGAGUGGGGUUGCAAGGUAUGCUGAAUGGCCAAGUAUGUACUUGAGGGGACGUCUACCCAAGUAAGCACAGCAAGUCUGUGUGAGCCCAGUGACUACUGUUCGUUCAGGAUUCCAGCCAUGGCCACCGAGUAAAAUGUUCUUCAUAUUAUGCAAGUUACUGUGUGGUAGCCACUUUUUAUUUCUAAUAUAGUAUUUCUUUGUUAUGUCAACAAAUUAAAGCCCCCAGUGGUCUUGAAAUGCUUAUACUUGAAAAAUAGGAUAUGUUCCCCCCCCAAGACUGCAUUUAUUGGCACAUACAUAAAAGCAAAUAGUGAAGUGUGCUGAAAUGGUGUUGUAAGCCCUAAUCUUGCUGCCUGUGGUGGAAAAACACUAGAAUUUUACAAAGUCUGUAAAUAUGUUUGUAUUAUAAAUAAAUGUUUCCUGCUAAUAAAGAAUAAGCCGACAGUUUGAACAACUUUUGCUGUUGUAAAAUUAAAGUGCAUGGCAUCACUUUGUCUUA